UGUGUUGAUGUUACUCAAUUUUUCUGGAUUUUGUGUUUGUUAACUGUCGAUGCUUGGGAUAAAGAUGCUGAAUUUGUCUAAGGCUAGACAAGAAAUGGGGGAGUGAAAGUGGAACUAGAUACAAAAUAGGCAGUGAAGUCAGUCACAAGACAAAGCCUGUCCGCCUCAUCUUUGUUGUCUUGCCUCUCUUGCCACGUCCAACUCUUUUACUGAUGAAGUUUUCCACUGUACUGUGAAGGAGCUAAUCAUCCAUAGUACCGAAAAUUUUUACGGACGCUGCCAUCUUUUCUCCUGUUUAUGCUUUUUCUCCCCUCCCCAUGUUUGACGUUCAGUCCCCAUGUGCCCUUUGAUUAGUUUAUGUCUUCCAAUCCAUGUUACAUUAUUCACUCUCUCUCUCUCUUCUUUGUUUAUUGAACACGGACUCUUAUCUUUUUCCGUGAUUCUGUCUGCAGAUCAAGAGUCGAUUUCUGCACACCCACAGAGAUUUAUAAUCAAAACACCCAAAAGCCUAUCGACCCUUUUAAUAACUUGCCAUCUCCAUUGAGGUUCACUGAGAAAAGAUUGGAUCUUUCCGCAAGAAAUUAAUUUUCCCCUGUUCCACUUUUUGGGGAUUCUCCUCAUUUCCCGAUGAAUUCGGAAGCAUCUUUUUAUGGUCUCCGAGCUCUCUUGUUUUCUCUCUUCCGUCCUUAUCAAGAGCUGCACUCUCUUCACGUUCUUCUUCAUUGCUCUCUGUGUAUCUGAAACGUUUGGUGUUCCCAUUUCUCUUUGCCACGCCUUGAAGUUUUGAAGGUGGUUUGGUCUUUUCGAAAAUAAAAAAAAAGGUCCUUGAUUUAGGGGACAGUGCAUUUAUGAAGAGGCAGUAGAUUGCAGGACAUGUCUUAUCCGUUGGUACUGCUCAAUGAACCUUUUCCUUCUGUUUUUGGAGUGCGUUCUGCAAUUUCAGUACGAAAUGGCGUAGAGCUACUAGAAUGACGUGCUUCAGAUAGUUAUCAUGUUCUUUUUUGCUUGAGAGAGAGAGAGAGAGAGAGAGAGAGAUGGAAUCUGGAAGUAGAAUUUACUCAGAUGAUGAUUUCCGAGUGGAUGCUAAAUGGCUUGUUGAUGCGAAGAAUCUGUUCGUCGGGCCAAGAAUUGGAGAAGGAGCGCACGCCAAAGUCUACGAGGGAAAAUAUAAAAACCAGACGGUUGCCAUAAAAAUGGUCCAUAAAGGGGAGACUCCAGAGGAAAUUGCCAAGAGAGAAGCACGAUUUGCAAGGGAGGUGGCCAUGUUGUCUAGAGUUCAGCACAAAAAUUUGGUCAAGUUUAUUGGAGCCUGCAAGGAGCCAAUAAUGGUGAUAGUCACUGAGCUUUUAUCAGGAGGUACUUUACGUAAAUAUUUGCUAAAUAUCCGCCCAAGAUGCUUAGAGACACGGGUUGCAAUUGGUUUUGCCCUUGAUAUUGCACGCGGAAUGGAAUGCUUGCACUCCCAUGGGAUUAUACAUAGAGAUCUCAAACCCGAAAACUUGCUAUUGACUGCUGACCAGAAAACAGUUAAAUUAGCAGAUUUUGGUUUAGCCAGAGAGGAGUCAUUAACGGAGAUGAUGACUGCUGAAACAGGGACUUAUCGUUGGAUGGCUCCAGAGUUAUACAGCACCGUCACAUUAAGGCAGGGAGAGAAGAAGCAUUACAACCAUAAAGUGGAUGCUUAUAGCUUUGCGAUUGUGUUGUGGGAACUUUUACACAACAAAUUGCCUUUUGAAGGCAUGUCAAAUCUUCAGGCAGCUUAUGCAGCUGCAUUCAAGAAUGUGAGGCCUAGUGCUGAUAAUCUUCCGGAGGAAUUGGCUACUAUUCUCACUUCGUGCUGGAAAGAGGAUCCUAAUGAUCGCCCCCACUUCAGCGAAAUAAUCCAAAUGCUCCUUAAUUAUCUAUACGCCGUAUCUCCUCCUGAACCAGUCAUUCCUUUGCGAAUCUUCACUUCUGAGAACAGAGUCUUUCCGCCGGAAUCACCUGGUACAAGCUCCUUGAUGGCAAGACGCGAUGCCUCGGGAGAAACGCCUAAAGCGAGGGACAACAAACCAAAGGGCUGCUUCUCCUGCUUUGACCAAUGUUACUAACUUUACUAGACAAAGCUAGAAUGGUUGGGAGUCUGGUCUUUCAUUGAGUCAGCCAACUGUAAAAGAAAGGAAAGUUUGGUCUUGCCCCAUCUGUUUACUUUGUACCCAGAAAGGCUCAGCUAUGCGCGUUCAUUGCACAGUCAAAAUGAAAGGGCAAAAAAUGAACACUUUUUUGACAUUUUCCAAAAUAUGCUACCAACCACAAAUGCUAUAUUUCCCUUUUCUAAGUGCUCCAGAAUGUCUUUCAAUGGAGCUUAACAAGUUUCCUGGCA
Molecule: messenger RNA, 2362 nt
Organism: Syzygium oleosum
Lineage: Eukaryota; Viridiplantae; Streptophyta; Magnoliopsida; Myrtales; Myrtaceae
Product: serine/threonine-protein kinase STY13
Exons: 6
Coding region: 1035-2090 (351 amino acids)
Biological process (GO): protein phosphorylation
Molecular function (GO): protein kinase activity; ATP binding
Source: RefSeq, a predicted model, not a curated record